AUGGUACUGGCCAGCAGGGAAGUCCAAGAGAAGGCGUUGCCUCGCCGAUGCCAUGCGUCAGCUGUAAGGAGUGAGGUCCUCUUGGAGACACGGCUCAACAUGUUCGGUGAAAAGAGCAGCACUUCUUUGCCCAAGAAACCCAGCCAGAAAAAAACCCGGCCUCAGGGGCUCCCAUCCCCUGCGCUCUGCUGCGCCUGCGGACUUUGCAUCAUGCUGGCGGGAAUCAACAUCACCCUGGUGGGAGCGUUUGCUUUCGGGACCUUCCUGCCCGUGAACAACCCUCCCAUCAUCAUUGGACCCAUCUUGCUGGUGGUGGCCUUCACCUUCUUUGGGGCGUGCUGCAUCUGUAGCCGGAGACCUCCCGCUCACGGAGCAAGGAAAUCCAAGCCGGGCUCCAACAUGGGGCUCAUCAAACCCGGCAGCACGGCUUUUGAGAUCGAAACGAGUGAGCACACCAUCCAAGACACCACCGCCGUCCAGCUGAGCCCCACCAGCUCUCCAGUGUCCUCCAAAAAGUCCACGCCCGUCCACGAGACCUCUAAGACCUGCAAACUCUUCACAAUGGAGGGCAACGGGCCGGCAGCAAAAUACACAGCAGGGGGGGACUCCAUACAGCUUAACUUGCCCAGAGACCUCGUCACAUCCUAA
Messenger RNA from Alligator sinensis (Chinese alligator), 648 nucleotides. RefSeq lists its product as uncharacterized. The transcript is spliced from 2 exons. NCBI's taxonomy places the organism in Eukaryota, Metazoa, Chordata, Crocodylia, Alligatoridae. The record is from RefSeq and is a predicted model, not a curated record. The coding region runs from base 1 to 648 and encodes 215 amino acids.